UUGAAACCUCUCUCGCUCCCAACUCAAACCUUCACCUUUCUCCGUAGUUUUCUCUGCGCUUUUGCCGUCUACUACUCUGUUUCUUCUUCAAUCCUCUUCUUCUUCUUCUUUCCCCCUUCCAUGUCAAUCCCUGUUCUUUCUCUUUGAUUUCACUUCCAUUUCUCCAUGACCCAAUUCAUUUAGCUCUUUCCUCUUCCCUUCCAUUUCCCCCUUAAUCACUUUCCCCCAUGGCUGCGGCCGCUGCUCUCAGGUCCAGGUCUUCCAAGGAAGUUGCUACCUUAACCCUUUCUCGUUGUAGACACUGUAUUUCCAAUUCUAUUCACGCUGCUUUCACUCCCAACAAAUCCAAUGACUGCUUUCUCAACUCACCUUACCACUUGGUCUCUUUCAAGCCCGUCUCACUCAGAGGCGACUUCUUUGACACCGGGACUCAACCUCUCGAUCAUCGGAGGAUUUACCAGAGUCCUACUAAGACCUUGAAUCACAGGUUGAGCAAGAAGGGUUGUUUUAUGAGUACUUAUGGGGACCCGCCGGAGGUGUGGUCUGGUGAUGGGAUUGUGAUUCGUGGGAGUAACUCAAGCUUGAAUGGUCGUGGAGGUGACGGUGGUAGUUCUAAUUCUGGUUCUGGUGGUGGCUUUGGCUCGAACUCCAAUGAUGGGUGUUGGGGUGGCUCUAGUCUGGGACCUAAUUUUCCUACUCCAAAGGAAAUCGCUAAGGGGCUUGAUAAGUUUGUGAUUGGUCAGGAGAGAGCUAAGAAGGUGCUCUCUGUGGGUGUUUACAAUCAUUACAAGCGGAUCUAUCAUGAAUCGCUACAAAGGCCGACAGGAGAUACAUUUAACAACAAAGCUGAUGCUGCUGAUGAUGAUAAAGUGGAACUUGAGAAAAGUAACAUUCUUCUGAUGGGGCCAACAGGCUCAGGGAAAACACUACUCGCCAAAACCUUGGCACGAUUUGUUAAUGUUCCAUUUGUUAUUGCGGAUGCAACUACCUUAACACAGGCAGGAUAUGUUGGAGAGGAUGUGGAGUCUAUAUUAUACAAACUUCUGAUGGUUGCUGAUUAUAAUGUGGCAGCUGCACAGCAGGGCAUUGUUUACAUUGAUGAAGUUGAUAAAAUUACCAAGAAGGCAGAGAGCCUUAAUAUUAGCAGAGAUGUGUCAGGAGAGGGCGUGCAGCAGGCAUUAUUGAAAAUGCUAGAAGGAACGAUUGUCAACGUGCCUGAGAAGGGUGCACGGAAGCAUCCCAGAGGUGAAAAUAUCCAGAUUGACACUAAGGAUAUUCUUUUCAUUUGCGGGGGUGCCUUCAUUGACUUGGAAAAAACCAUCUCAGAAAGGCGGCAAGAUUCUUCUUUAGGGUUUGGGGCCCCGGUUCGUGCAAACAUGAGGGCAGGUGGUGUUACAGAUGCCAUGGUUACCUCUUCUCUGUUGGAGACCGUUGAAAGUAGUGAUCUCAUUGCAUAUGGGUUGAUACCUGAGUUUGUUGGCCGAUUCCCAAUCCUUGUCAGUUUGUCAGCCCUAACAGAAAACCAACUUGUUCAGGUCUUGACAGAGCCAAAAAAUGCAUUAGGAAAGCAGUAUAGAAAGAUGUUCCAAAUGAAUGAUGUCAAGCUUCACUUCACAGAAAAUUCCCUGAGAUUAAUAGCAAGAAAGGCAAUGUCGAAGAACACUGGAGCACGGGGUUUGCGAUCGAUAUUGGAGAAUCUAUUGAUGGAUUCUAUGUAUGAGAUUCCUGAUGUUAGAACAGGUAAGGAUAUUAUUGAUGCUGUGAUUGUUGAUGAAGAAUCUGUUGGGUCAGACAGCCCCGGUUUUGGCGCCAAAAUUCUUUACGGAAAGGGUGCAUUGGAUCGCCAUCUUUCAGGACAAAAGGCAACAAGUCAGGAUUCAGAAAGAGAGCCAGAACCUGAAGGCGAAACAGAUCUUCCUUCUGUUGUUGCCAGCGGCAUGUAACCAAGAAUUUGUGGAAGUUUAUGUGUUAUACCUGUAAUAUUGUACAUAUUACUAGUCUACAUUUAUUAAUAAUUCAAGUGGAAAAUUAUUGUUAUAAAGAUUAACUGUUUCUCUUUUAAAAAAAAAAGUUACUUCAUUUUCAAAGUCCUCCUCAUAUAUUGAAAGGCCACAUCUUUUAUAGGCUUAUAGGCAA
Molecule: messenger RNA, 2136 nt
Organism: Cucumis sativus (cucumber)
Lineage: Eukaryota; Viridiplantae; Streptophyta; Magnoliopsida; Cucurbitales; Cucurbitaceae
Product: CLP protease regulatory subunit CLPX1, mitochondrial
Exons: 15
Coding region: 228-1943 (571 amino acids)
Biological process (GO): protein folding; protein catabolic process; proteolysis
Cellular component (GO): mitochondrial matrix
Molecular function (GO): ATP binding; ATP-dependent protein folding chaperone; ATP hydrolysis activity
Source: RefSeq, a predicted model, not a curated record